Molecule: messenger RNA, 1116 nt
Organism: Paramormyrops kingsleyae
Lineage: Eukaryota; Metazoa; Chordata; Actinopteri; Osteoglossiformes; Mormyridae
Source: RefSeq, a predicted model, not a curated record
GUGCUGGUGCGAGAUGAAAGUAGUGUGUUGUGGACUGGUACAGCCCUGUCUCAUGAUCACGGCAUAAUCCUCAUUACAGCGCACACACAUACACAUUCACGGGCUUGAAUACACUCCACUUUAUUCUAAAGCAGAGAGCUAACUGGGGAGAAGAUGUAAAAGACAGAAAGGGUUGAUCAUUUUAUAUAUUUUGGUGAAGUUCAACAUGCUGUGGUUACGAGCAGGCCAUGAUAUCAACAGCUCCUUGGAGCCGGCUAACAUUGACACAAGUAUCUUGGAGGAGUAUAUCAGCAAGGAAGACGACAGCUCUGACAUAUGUUUCUCUGAGGUCCAGGGAGGCUCUGGCCCCAGCUUCUCCUCCCCCCAGCCCGGGGUCUCCUCAGGGGGAGUGACAUGUGAUGUGAGCCCCCACGCACCCCUGCGCCCGGGCGCCCAGCCGCCCCUGCCCCCACUCUGCCAGACCUCUUACCCCACAGCUCCAUCACUAGGAGGCCAUCGACACAGCUACCCCUACCUGGGGCAGCAACCACAGCAGCUUCAGCAGUCUCACGUCAAGACAGAGCACAGGGGCCACUACGCCUCUGGAACAUUACCUGAGUCCCCGCCAGACUCCAGCUCAGAACCGUAUUCCCCCCAGCAAGUGAAUGACCCUCACCUGCUCAGCAAGAUGACUCCCGAGAACAUGUGCCACAUCUCACCACCUCUACCCCAGCCGCACUACUCUGGCCUGCAGCGAGACAUGUACCUGAAACAGGAGCCAAUGAUAUCGCAGUACCCACCUGGGCCGGCCAUGUGCACGCCGGGUGGGGAUAUCCAGCAGAGCCAAAUGCUCCAUCAGCUGCUGCAGCUUCCUCAAGGACAGGAUGCUAUUCCCGGUCACCAAGCCAAGAAGAGGAAGCACUCUGACUCCCCUCCAAGCACCCUCAACACGCAGAUGCUCAGUGGUAUCAUCAAGCAAGAGCCAGGGUUGAUCCAGGAUGCAGAGAAUUCCUACCUGGACCCUAAUUACCAGUGCAUCAAGUGGCAGCCCCACCAGCAGAACAAAUGGACUCUCCUGUAUGAUGCCAACUGCAAGGAGCUGUGAGUAUCUGUGUGCAGUGUCACUGCGGGCUUGCC